This is a messenger RNA of Aethina tumida (small hive beetle), 1132 nucleotides long. RefSeq names its product zinc finger protein 558. Gene Ontology annotation, molecular function: zinc ion binding; DNA-binding transcription activator activity, RNA polymerase II-specific; RNA polymerase II cis-regulatory region sequence-specific DNA binding. The coding region runs from base 1 to 1101 and encodes 366 amino acids. Lineage: Eukaryota; Metazoa; Arthropoda; Insecta; Coleoptera; Nitidulidae. The record is from RefSeq and is a predicted model, not a curated record. Gene Ontology annotation, biological process: regulation of transcription by RNA polymerase II. The transcript is spliced from 2 exons. Gene Ontology annotation, cellular component: nucleus.
AUGUCAACAAACAUUUGUGACAUUUGUUUGAGUAACAACGAAAACUUAGAAAUCAUAAAUGAAAACUCUAAGGAAAGAGACUCUGUUAUAGAAAAAUUACGUAAACUAGUCCCAGAAGUGCAAUGGAUAAUCCCUACAGCUUUGUGUACGAACUGUUUACAAGAUUUGAACAAAACUUACGCGUUCCGUGAACGUUGCAUCCAAUCGUACAUAACGAAGAGAACAAAAACUGAAACCUACUGUGAUGAUACAGACCAAGACAACCUAACUGACUUGCCUGAAACUGAACCAACAACAACAACCAAAUGCAACAUCUGUGAUGGCACCUUCAAAAACAAAUACUUGCUGAAACGUCAUAUAAAAAAUGUGCACGCAACAGCAAAACCGUACAAAUGUGAUCAGUGCGAGAGCUCGUUCACUUCGCAGGUCUAUUUGAACGCCCACAAACGUUACCACAACAAAGAACGAGCGUACAUAUGUUCAUAUUGUGGUAAAGGGUUCAUAACAACCAGUGAUCUCAACCACCAUGAGAAAAUCCACAAGGAGACUCGAAAUUAUGCAUGCAAACAAUGUCCAAAGGCGUUCAAGACGUCCAGCGACCUGUACAAGCACAAAAUGUGUGUGCACGGUGAUAAGAACCAGUGGAAGCACGUCUGCAAGUACUGCGACAAGCGUUUCCCGUUGAAAAUCAACCUGGAUACGCACGUCAAGACGCAUACCGGCGAACGGAACUUUACGUGCCGUGUGUGCGGACGCCGCUUCAUCAAUAACUCGGUGUUGAACAGGCAUAUGGAAACGCACGUUGAUUUCGUGCCGUUCAAGUGCGAGCACUGCCUGCAAAGUUACAAGCACAAGAAGAGUCUGGACGUCCACCUGUUUAGGGUGCACGGGAUAGGUAGCGGCGAAGAAGCCAAAGAGAGGGUCAAGAAGUAUUGUCACGUUUGUCCCAAGUCGUAUUUCGAUCGGAACAAGUUGGAAAAGCAUUUGAGGACGCACACGGGGGAAAGGCCCUUCAAGUGCGACGAUUGCGGUAAGGCUUUCGUCGACAAAAGUUAUGUGAAACAGCACAUGAAGACUGCACAUAAUAUUCUAAAAACUUAACUCAAUUUGCACAUGAAAUAAGGACUCUUGU